Messenger RNA from Naumovozyma dairenensis CBS 421, 1305 nucleotides. RefSeq names its product Snx4p (gene SNX4). Lineage: Eukaryota; Fungi; Ascomycota; Saccharomycetes; Saccharomycetales; Saccharomycetaceae. Gene Ontology annotation, biological process: cytoplasm to vacuole targeting by the Cvt pathway; autophagy. Gene Ontology annotation, molecular function: phosphatidylinositol binding. Bases 1 to 1305 code for a protein of 434 amino acids. The record is from RefSeq and is a predicted model, not a curated record. The transcript has a single exon. Gene Ontology annotation, cellular component: phagophore assembly site.
AUGCCUAAAAUUACGACACAUGAUAGAGAGCAUGACACUUCAACUGCCGGUAGCACUAAGCAUGGUCGUGAGAAGGAAUUCUCCAUGGAUAACAAUGACGGAUAUACAACUCAAAUAAUAGUCUCAGAUCCACAGAAACAUGCAAAUGACCCAAAUUCGUCAACAGCCUAUGUCACUUACCAAAUUUCAACGAAAACUAAUAACCCAUCAUAUCAUAAGAACCAUGGAAGUGCAACUACAACAGACAUAAUCGUAGUGCAUAGAAGGUAUAGUGAUCUGGUUCUUCUUCAUGAUAUCUUGUCAAAUGAUAAUCCCACACGCAUCAUCCCACCUUUACCAGAUAAGAAGGUUUUCCAAUAUAUUGCAGGUGAUCGAUUUAGUCAAAGGUUUACUCAAAAGAGGUGUCAUAGUUUACAAAAUUUUUUGAAAAGAGUUUCUACUCAUCCCAUUUUGUCUAAGGCAAGCAUAUUUGAACAGUUUUUAGUGAGUAAUGAAUGGGAAGCCUAUAGAAGAAGUCUAUCAGGCAAUUUACAAACUAAUAAAGAGGAAGUUAGUGAUACUAUUAUGAAUGCAUUUAAAACGGUUCAUAAUCAAAGUGAGGAGUUUAUUGAAAUUAAAGAGAAAAGUGAUAAAUUAGAUCACACAAUCUCUAAGUUAUCUAAAAAUUUCCACAAAGUGGUUAGAAAAAAUGAUUCCAUCGCCGAUGAUUAUAGUAAAUUAAGUCAAAGUUUACAAGAUUUGAAUGAAGUAGUGUCUAAUGAAGAUGAGAUGUUGGCAAAUAAGUUGAGGAUCUUUAAUGAAGGGAUAAAACAAAUAUCAUAUGGUCUUAGUGACUUGAAUAAGUAUCUUGAUUAUGAGUAUACGGUAGAUCUCAAGGAUUUAGAGCAUUAUAUUGAUAGUUUGCAUCAAUCGUUGAAGCUCAAGGAUCAAAAACAAAUCGAUUAUGAACAGUUAAGUGAAUUUUUAACAAAAUCUAUCAAGGAGAAAAACAAUCUAAUAUCAGGAACCGGGGGAGGAAAUUAUUUUACAACGAAAUUGGAAGCCUUGGCGGGUGUUAAUCAAGAAGCAUCACGCCGUGAGAAGAUAGUUAAGCUGGAAACUAAGAUUACUACGUUAACAGGAGAAUUAGACAACGCGAAGAAAGUUGCUGACGGUUUCGAACAAGAAACGUUAAAGGAAGUAGAUUUAUUUGAAAAAGUUAAAUCAAAAGAAUUAAAAGAAUCUCUUGGUAGUUUGGCCGAUCAUCAUAUUCAAUUUUAUGAAAAGAUGGUUGAAACAUGGACAAAAGUGGAUAAAAGCCUUUGA